CAAGCGCGGCAGGUGCUCACCGCGAGAGUCCUGCGAGUUCUGUCCUCCAUUGCUAACAAGCAAAGUUUUCCGCGGCGCAUUUUAAUUUUCCGCUAUUAGUGUGCAGCUAUGUCUGUGUCCGACGAGGACUCAUCAUCCGUGGGCAGCCCCUUCAAGCCGGCCACCCCCACGCCCAGCGGCGGCCAGGAGCGCACCAAAGGCGGACGCCCCGGACCCGAGAACCUGCGACACCAGCACAGCUUCGAGGCGCGCUACAGCAGCAUCAUCCAGAGGCAGAUCUGGGAGACGAGCAUCAACAAGGAUGUGCUGGAGCGGCAGCUGAACGCCUAUCUGCCCUUCUCCCGCAGCGCGUCCCUCACCAAGGACGGCUCCGGCGGCUUCGAUCAACUGCGGCCCGGUGACUCAACGAAGGCCGCCCGUUCGCUGAGCACCACGCCCACUCGACGAGCAGGUGCCUGCCUGGAGAAACUGGAGGCUGUGGACGUCACCAACCAGCAGGCGAUGCCAUGAUGCGAAAGUUCUGUUUGGCAACGAGCAGCCUGCUUCAACAAAUAUACGACUAAAG
Drosophila subobscura is the source of this 565-nucleotide messenger RNA. RefSeq lists its product as uncharacterized. Bases 109 to 510 code for a protein of 133 amino acids. The record is from RefSeq and is a predicted model, not a curated record. The transcript has a single exon. Lineage: Eukaryota; Metazoa; Arthropoda; Insecta; Diptera; Drosophilidae.